AUGAGAUGGCAAGUCUUUGACUGCCGUACCCUUGUCGCCACGUGCCCCGCUUCAAACUCCUUAUAUAAACACAAGUUUAAACUAAUAAACACAUUCACACACAAGCAGAUGGAGGACAACCGAAGCAAUACCCCAAGCACCGGCGAAAAAAUCCCGGUUACGUCGCUGGAGAUGUCAUCAUCUGACUUUGAAUUUGGAUCUUUGACUCCUUCCUCACCAUCCCAUUCAGAACAUUCUCCCGCCGAUCACCUUUUUCUCAACGGCCGUCUUUUACCACACACUUUUCCCAUGACCCGUUCGGCGUCACGUACCACCAGCGAGAACACAUUCCGGAGUAGCAGCACUAGUAGCCGGAGUAGUGACAGCAGCAGCCAGACAUCUUUUACUCCAAGAACAAGCACUUGCAGUGUCUUCAAAGAAGAGACUAACUUAACUUGUUUUGGUUCUCGGUCUGAGAAGACAAGGAUCGCAAGGUCUGUGACUUGCAGCAUCAGAAAAGAGUCUUAUCAGAGUCAUCACAAGUCAUCCUCAGUACUGGAUUUUAAUAAGAAACCACCAACGAACAAUGGUAAAAGAGUCAAUACUACAACGACGAGUAAACUUUCUUAUUUGCCUACUCAAUGCAAGAGAAAGAAGGCGACGGAGAUCGUGACGGCGCAGCUAUACGGGUCGUAUACGAGGCGGUGGCAGCAUAUAACUCCGGUGUUUAAGAGAGAAGGGUCGGUGAAAAGUAACGGAGGAGGGAUUAAGGUUGGUGGAAGGAAGAAUAGGAAGACGGCGAGGGGGAAGAAGAAGAAGAAGAAGACAAAGGCGGAGGAGAGAAGAGGAAGUAAGUUAAUGAAGUGGUGGAAGAGGGUUUUAAAGGCGGUGAUGUUGGCUUGCAGGGAGUGUCAUGCAAUGGAGCCUCAACGAGUUGUUAAUUAUGAUGCUGAUGUGAAAGAGAAAAUAACAAAAUGUUCAUAAACAAUUUGCAUUGUGUGUAUUUUUUUUUUUGUUUUUAAUCUAUUUCUUAUUUUAUUUUUUCC
Messenger RNA from Eruca vesicaria subsp. sativa (arugula), 1025 nucleotides. The record is from the annotation of a GenBank genome assembly. Lineage: Eukaryota; Viridiplantae; Streptophyta; Magnoliopsida; Brassicales; Brassicaceae.